AUGGACCCGAAUCCAUUCCCUCCACUAGCAAGAGGCAGGAGAGGCAGAGGGGGAAUAAACCCUUUUGCCAACAAUGAUAGGAACAGGCCGGGGGCAAAUUGGAGGAAUCAUCCAAAUUUCGAAGAGGAGGAAGAGCAUAGGGAGGAAGUUCUGCCCAGACCAUACAAAGUGGAACAAAGGAUUGAACACAACCAGCCAGAACAGGGGCGGAAUCCGCAUCCUGUCAACGCCUUGAAUGACAUGGGAGCACUACAGAGGAUGAUUAAGGAGAUGAUGGAACCUGAGGCCAGAAGAGGAGAAAUGCCCACCUACAGAAAGCCAUAUCCAGCAUAUAUUGAUCAAAUACCUCUAUCCCCAGGCUUUAAGGUACCAAACUUCACCUUGUUCAAUGGAAAGGACACCCAUGCUUCAUCAGUUGAGCAUAUAGGUAGAUUCUCUGUCCAAUGCAUAGCCAUAGAAGAUAACCCUUUAUUAAAACUAAGGCAUUUUGGAAAUUCUCUCUUUGGGCAAGCCUUCACCUGGUAUACUAACUUACCAGCCAAUUUUGUUCAAACUUGGGAACAUAUGGAAAAUGUCUUCCAUGACUACUACUUUAGAAUUCAGCCAGAGGUCACCAUCAGUGAUCUAGCAGCCCUCAAACAAAGUAGGGAUGAGCCCGCACAAGACUUCAUAACCAGGUUCAUGAAGCUUAAGAUGAAAUGCUAG
Messenger RNA from Prunus avium (sweet cherry), 705 nucleotides. RefSeq lists its product as uncharacterized. NCBI's taxonomy places the organism in Eukaryota, Viridiplantae, Streptophyta, Magnoliopsida, Rosales, Rosaceae. The record is from RefSeq and is a predicted model, not a curated record.